UAUGACUUAUUUUUAUUGUUUGUAAACAUUGAUAAUUGAUGGACUGCUUAUUAAAUUUUAUUAUUUAAAAAUUACUGAUAUAAAUAAAAUUAAUGAACUUUGAGUUUCAUUAAAAAAUUUGUUAAAUACCUAUUUGAAAUAAAAAAGUUCGAAUUAUUUCGAUUUUUAUUUAAAGCCUUUGAGUGCCAAAAAAAAUAACAUGAUGACAAAUUUCGACGAUGUUUGUGAGAAAUUGGAUAAUCUUUCCAUACGUUCUCUUGAAUUAAUGGACGAAAGGAUAGCCCUGACAAUUCAACUGGAAAAUCAAAUGCGAGAUGGUCAUAUUGAGUUAGCAAAAGCUCGAUACAUACGUGGAAAAGAAAGCGUAGGAUUAUUGCAAGUUCCUCAAGACACUACAAUAAACUCUUUAUUCAAUUUAGAAACAAAAUAUACUAAUGAUGAUACAAAUAAAUCAAUUACAACCGUAAACUUUGACAUCAGUAUGAAAAGUAAAGAUAAUAUUGAAAAUCAAGAUCCUAUUCGGUGGUUUGGGGUUUUGGUACCACAAAGCUUGAAGACAGCCCAAAAAAGAUUCCAAGAAUCUAUUUAUAUUUCGGCGAAAAUAGCAAAUAUUGAUGCCGAACUCGAAACUAUUCGUAAAAAUUUUGACGAAUCGAAAAAAUUAAAAAAUAAUUUAGUUAAUGUUGAAGAAUAAUUUAUUAUUAUUUAUAAAUGGUAAUUGAAAAAAUAUAAAACAUUAAAAAAGUAUUUUCUUUUUGCCUAUUUUUUUAUUUCUUUUAAUAAAUAACAAAACGGAAGGAGAAUAAGAAUUCUACGAAAGGUAAAAAAGCAAUUGAAUAUUUAUUUUGUAAGUGUGGUGCCUGACAAUGAAUUAGACAGGCAACCAACUUGACGAAACACUCGUUGUGGAAAUUACGUCACCUGCAAUUUCUGUUUCUUUUUUAGUGUCUAAAAAUAUGUGAAAAGAAAGUUUUAAACUGUUGUUCAACAUAACUUUAUAAUUUAAAAAAUCCACCGUGUGAAUCGAAAUGAAAUUUCGACAAGGUGGACUAAUUUUUUCCAAAGAUAUUGUAUUUUAUUGAUAGUUUAUAUGAUAUAUUAGAUAAAUAAAAUAUGAUUCGAAGAUACAG
Messenger RNA from Cotesia glomerata, 1130 nucleotides. Its product is annotated as coiled-coil domain-containing protein 115-like. Gene Ontology annotation, cellular component: extrinsic component of endoplasmic reticulum membrane. The transcript has 2 exons. The record is from RefSeq and is a predicted model, not a curated record. NCBI's taxonomy places the organism in Eukaryota, Metazoa, Arthropoda, Insecta, Hymenoptera, Braconidae. The coding region runs from base 200 to 694 and encodes 164 amino acids. Gene Ontology annotation, biological process: vacuolar proton-transporting V-type ATPase complex assembly.